AUGGGAUUGCAACACCUACUCCUCUUCCUGGUUUACAUGGACCCCCUGAGCCUGCUGGUGUGGGCAGGCAGGAACCGUAACAACAGGACGCUGGCCUCGUCCCCGCGGCGCCAAGGGGGCAACCCGGCGCCAGUCAAUACGACCGUGGUGGUGCCCGUCCUGCAAAUGAACAAGAUGAAGCCGCUGGUGCUGCAGCACUCCGAGAAAUGCCGGGGUCAUUACGACGUGGCCGGCCAGUGGGACCCCGACUUCGAAUGCAACAGGACUUCCUACAAUUACUGCUGUGGUACUUGUUACAUGCGCUACUGUUGCCAGGACAAGAACUACCGCCUGGAGCAGAAUGGCUGCAAAAACUACGUGACCCCCAAAGUGGAGAUUCAAGUUACCACCGACCCGGAUCUGGGCGAGUUGGAGAACGUGUACGACCCGAGCAAAGACAAGACCAACAGCACGGUCUACAUCACCUGCGGAGUCAUCGCCUUUGUGAUUAUCGCUGGCGUGUUCGCGAAAGUUGCGUACGACAAAGCCACACGGCCCCCUCGCGAAAUGAACGUGUCCAGGGCCUUGGCAGACAUUUUACGAAACCAGGGGCCGAUUCCAGUGCCACACUAUGAGAGAGAGAAUAUGACUGCAAUAGAUGGAUCGCCCAAGGAAAACUCGCCUGUUAGAACCUCCAAAAACCAUUUUACACCAGUGCGAACAUCCAAAGGCAAUCACGGGCUACACGGAAAAGAUUCAAGCAGCAGUCAUGGCUAUCGUAGUGGGGGACCAGACUUGCAUAACUUCAUUUCUUCAGGAUUUGUGACACUGGGACGAGGACAUCUCAAGGAAAAGCCUCGGAUGAACAGUAUUCUUACUUCUGCAACUGAACCAUAUGAUCUGUCUUUCUCAAGAUCCUACCAGAGUCUCUCACACCUUCCACCAUCUUAUGAAUCUGCAGUUAAAUCUGACAUAAGCAAGUAUUCUUCAAUAAAGCGGUUAAGUGAAAAGGAGAUUGACGAAUAUUACAUGAAAAGGCGACACCUUCCAGACUUGGCCGCAAGAGGAACCCUGCCUCUCCACAUUAUGAAAAUGAAUCAGGAACACAGUAACACCAGGGAGAGGCCUAGACGACCAGUGCGAGCAAUGUCACAGGACAGAGUCCUGUCUCCAGAGAGAGAUGUGCCUCAAGAAUGUGUCAUGACUUACGAGCGCAUCCUAUCUGAUGAACAACUGCUGUCAGCUGAACGUCUUCAGUCCCAGGACCCUCUGCUCUCUCCCGAUAAAGUUAUGUCCCUCAAACGCUCGGCGUUCCGUGAAAAGGCUAUGUCCAGGGCCUUGUCCCAGUCCCACACAGAUGUCUUUGUAUCCACGCCUGUCUUAGAUCGCUAUAAGAUGACAAAAAUGCACUCGCAUCCCAGUGCCUCAAACUCUUCUUACAAUACCUUAAAUAUAAAUCAAACAAACCACACUGCUGCUAAGCGACAUGCCUUUGCUUCACGUCGGCACAACACAGUGGAACAGCUCCACUAUAUCCCAGGACAUCACCGUAAUUACCAUACAGCCAGCAAAACAGAAGUAACUGUUUGA
Rhincodon typus (whale shark) is the source of this 1569-nucleotide messenger RNA. RefSeq names its product protein shisa-6-like. The coding region runs from base 1 to 1569 and encodes 522 amino acids. The transcript is spliced from 6 exons. Gene Ontology annotation, biological process: regulation of AMPA receptor activity; regulation of short-term neuronal synaptic plasticity. The record is from RefSeq and is a predicted model, not a curated record. Gene Ontology annotation, cellular component: postsynaptic density; postsynaptic membrane; AMPA glutamate receptor complex. NCBI's taxonomy places the organism in Eukaryota, Metazoa, Chordata, Chondrichthyes, Orectolobiformes, Rhincodontidae.